Panicum hallii is the source of this 1738-nucleotide messenger RNA. RefSeq names its product aspartyl protease family protein At5g10770-like. Gene Ontology annotation, molecular function: aspartic-type endopeptidase activity. The transcript is spliced from 3 exons. Bases 82 to 1581 code for a protein of 499 amino acids. The record is from RefSeq and is a predicted model, not a curated record. Lineage: Eukaryota; Viridiplantae; Streptophyta; Magnoliopsida; Poales; Poaceae. Gene Ontology annotation, biological process: proteolysis.
CGUGCGGCGCUGCUCCCUCCACCACCGCUCGCCCCGCCGGCUGGCCGCCCCCACUCCUCACAGCCACUUGACGGCGUCCCCAUGGCUGCUGCCUCUUGCCGCCCCAGCCAUGGAAGCUUCUGCCUCCUCCUGCUGCUGGUUGCUGUUGGUGCCGCCGCUGCUCUUGGUGCGGCAGGGAGCUCCUCCCAUGUCCAGCUGAGUGUGGAGUCCCUGCUCCCUGCCGCAGGCUCGUCUUGCCCCACACCAAAAGAGCAACAACAUGGCGCCGCCACGGGGACGCGGAUGCCGGUCGUGCACCAGCACGGCCCGUGCUCGCCGCUGUCCGGCAAGCGCGAGAAGGCGCCGUCCCACACGGAGAUCCUCGCGGCGGACCAGCGCCGCGUCGAGUACAUCCACCGCCGCGUGUCCGAGACCACCGGCCGGGUGAGGCCGAAGCGCGCCGCGGCACCGGUCCACCUCCAGCCCCGCGCGCCGUCGACUCCCACCCCGGCGUCGCCCUCGUCCUACGCGAAGUCGGCGAACCUCCCGGCGUCGUCCGGGCGCGCGCUGGGCACGGGCAACUACGUGGUGACCAUCGGGCUCGGCACGCCGUCCGAGCGAUUCACGGUGGUGUUCGACACCGGCAGCGACACGACGUGGGUGCAGUGCCAGCCGUGCGUGGCCUACUGCUACCGGCAGAAGGAGCCGCUCUUCAGGCCGGCCAAGUCGUCCACCUACGCCAACAUCUCGUGCACGUCGUCCUACUGCGACGACCUCUACACCAGCGGCUGCGACGGCGGCCACUGCCUCUACGCCGUCCAGUACGGCGACGGCUCCCUGACGGUCGGCUUCUACGCCCAGGACACCCUCAAGCUCGCCUACGACGUUGUCAAGGAGUUCCGGUUCGGGUGCGGCGAGAAGAAUCGCGGGCUGUUCGGGCGGUCGGCGGGGCUGAUGGGGCUCGGCCGCGGCAAGACGUCGCUGACGGUGCAGGCGUACGACAAGUACGGCGGCGUGUUCGCGUACUGCCUCCCGGCAACGACGUCGGGGACGACGGGGUUCCUGGACUUCGGCCCGGGCGCGCCGGCGGCGAACGCGCGGCUGACGCCGAUGCUGACCGACAACGGGCCGACAUUCUACUACGUGGGGGUGACGGGCAUCAAGGUGGGCGGGCACCUGCUGCCCAUCCCGGAGUCCGUCUUCUCCGCCGCCGGCGCGCUCGUGGACUCCGGCACGGUGAUCACGCGCCUGCCGCCCUCGGCGUACGAGCCGCUGUCGUCGGCGUUCGCCAGGGGCAUGGACGCGCUGGGGUACGAGAAGGCCCCCGCGUUCUCGAUCCUCGACACCUGCUACGACCUGACGGGGCACCAGGGGAGCAUCGCGCUGCCGGCGGUGUCGCUGGUGUUCAAGGGCGGCGCGUGCCUGGACGUGGACGCGUCGGGGAUCCUGUACGUCGCGGACGUGUCGCAGGCGUGCCUGGCGUUCGCCGCCAAUGACGACGACGCCGACGUGGCCAUCAUCGGGAACACGCAGCAGAAGACGUACGGCGUGCUUUACGACCUCGGCAGGAAGAUCGUCGGCUUCGCCCCCGGAGCUUGCUGAUCCAGCUCGCCGGUGGAGUAGCACGCGCGCGAUUCCUGAAUAACCAAUUGUUCGCCUGCAUCCGCUAAGCGGUAGGUGAUCAGCGUUGCAGAAAUGCAGAUUGAAGAUUAUCCUGUCUACUAGUAUAUAUGGCUGUCAGACGGUGAACUUUAAUUGA